Plasmodium knowlesi strain H is the source of this 393-nucleotide messenger RNA. Its product is annotated as 40S ribosomal protein S15A, putative. Gene Ontology annotation, molecular function: structural constituent of ribosome. The transcript has 2 exons. Bases 1 to 393 code for a protein of 130 amino acids. Gene Ontology annotation, cellular component: ribosome; cytosolic small ribosomal subunit. NCBI's taxonomy places the organism in Eukaryota, Apicomplexa, Aconoidasida, Haemosporida, Plasmodiidae. Gene Ontology annotation, biological process: translation. The record is from RefSeq and is a predicted model, not a curated record.
AUGGUUCGAAUGAGCGUAUUGGCUGAUUGCCUGAAAACAAUCAACAACGCAGAGAAGAGAGGAAGGCGACAGGUGUUGAUAAGGCCCUCCUCCAAAGUCGUGGUGAAGUUCCUACAGUACAUGCAGAAGAAGGGCUACAUUGGAAAUUUUGAAAUUGUGGACGACCACCGAUCUGGAAAAAUCGUGGUAAACCUUCUGGGCCGAAUAAACAAGUGCGCCGUCAUUUCACCCAGAUACGACGUAAAACUGGAAGAGAUCGAAAAAAUUAUUACCAGCAUUCUACCCAGUAGACUCUUUGGCCACUUAAUCCUGACGACCCCCUACGGAAUUAUGGACCACGAAGAAGCGAGAAGAAAACACACAGGAGGCAAGGUCCUUGGGUUCUUCUUUUAA